AUGAAUGACAUGAAUGAUGACUUUGGAGUAACCAUGGGAUACACAAAAGCAUGGAGAUCAAGAGAAAAAGCUUUGCUUCUAGUAAGAGGGAACCCUGAUGAUUCAUAUCAAAACUUGCCAAUGUAUCUUCACAUGUUAAAGCAAGCAAAUCCAGGAACAGUAACACAUCUGCUCACAGACAAUGAAGAUAGAUUCAAAUACUUGUACAUAGCUUUCUCCAACUCAAUCAAAGGUUGGAGAUACUUGAGGCCUAUCAUUGUUGUUGAUGGAACUUUCUUAAAAAAUGCACAUGGCGGCACACUAUUUUCAGCAUCAACAUUAGAUCCAAACAACAAUAUUUUUGUCUUGGCUUUUGGAAUAGCAGACUCAGAAAAUGAUAACUCUUGGCUUUGGUUCUUCUCCAAACUGAGAGACACAUAUGGAGAACCCGAAGGAUUGGCUAUUGUUUCUGACAGACACAAGAGCAUAGAGAAUGCAAUACAUAUAGUGUACCCAAAUGCGUUCCAUGGAGCUUGCAUGUAUCACUUGCUCAAUAAUUUGAAAAGCAAGUAUGGAAACCAUGGAGAACAGCUACAAAUGAAUUUCAUUGCAGCAGUAAAAGCAUACACAAAAACAGAAUGUGAACACUACAUGAGAAGCCUUGAUAGACUUGACAGGCGCAUUAGACCCUAUUUAGAGAAAGCCAAAUAUGAAACUUGGUCAAGAUCAUACUCACCAACAAAAAGAUACACCAUGAUGACAUCCAACAUCACAGAAUCGCUCAACGCUGCACUAAAAGCUGCAAGAAAUCUCCCUAUUGAUAUAUUGGUUGAAUGUCUUAGAAGUUUGGUUCAAAAGUGGGUUUGGAACAAUUCAAAUAAUGCAAAUGGAACAUUCACAAAAGUGUCUACAGCAACAGAAAAUGAAUUGAGACAUGACAUUGUUUCAAAAAUGAAGUAUGAGUUACUCUGGGUAACAGCAAAAACCAAACAAUAA
Molecule: messenger RNA, 975 nt
Organism: Humulus lupulus (European hop)
Lineage: Eukaryota; Viridiplantae; Streptophyta; Magnoliopsida; Rosales; Cannabaceae
Exons: 3
Coding region: 1-975 (324 amino acids)
Source: RefSeq, a predicted model, not a curated record